AGACCACACACCACCACCCGACUCUAGGAGUGGUAAUUUGUUGCGAUCGUACGAGCUCGUGAAGCACAGUCAAUAUGAUGGACGACGAUGCGGGCGCCCUGGUGGUGGACAACGGGUCCGGCAUGUGCAAGGCCGGGUUCGCCGGCGACGACGCGCCGCGCGCCGUGUUCCCUUCCAUCGUGGGCCGCCCGCGCCACCAGGGCGUCAUGGUGGGCAUGGGCCAGAAGGACUCCUACGUGGGAGACGAGGCCCAGAGCAAGAGAGGCAUCCUCACCCUCAAGUACCCCAUCGAGCACGGCAUCAUCACCAACUGGGACGACAUGGAGAAGAUCUGGCACCACACCUUUUACAACGAGCUGCGUGUGGCGCCCGAGGAGCACCCCAUCCUGCUAACAGAGGCCCCGCUCAACCCCAAGGCGAACAGGGAGAAGAUGACGCAGAUCAUGUUCGAGACGUUCAACUGCCCCGCCAUGUACGUCGCCAUCCAGGCCGUUCUCUCCCUGUAUGCCUCCGGCCGUACCACCGGUAUCGUGCUGGACUCCGGAGAUGGUGUCUCCCACACUGUCCCCAUCUACGAAGGUUACGCCCUUCCCCACGCCAUCCUCCGUCUGGACUUGGCCGGCCGCGACUUGACCGACUACCUCAUGAAGAUCCUCACCGAGCGUGGUUACUCGUUCACCACCACCGCUGAGCGAGAAAUCGUGCGCGACGUCAAGGAAAAGUUGUGUUAUGUGGCUCUCGACUUUGAGCAGGAGAUGGCCACCGCCGCCGCAUCUAGCUCCCUAGAGAAGUCUUACGAGCUUCCCGACGGUCAGGUGAUCACCAUCGGUAACGAGAGGUUCCGCUGCCCCGAGGCGAUGUUCCAGCCUUCCUUCUUGGGCAUGGAGUCGUGCGGGAUUCACGAGACCGUGUACGCCUCGAUCAUGAAGUGCGACGUCGACAUCCGCAAGGACCUGUACGCCAACACCGUGCUGUCGGGCGGCACCACCAUGUACCCCGGUAUCGCCGACAGGAUGCAGAAGGAGAUCACCGCCCUCGCUCCCUCCACCAUCAAGAUCAAGAUCAUCGCUCCCCCGGAGAGGAAGUACUCGGUAUGGAUCGGCGGGUCCAUCCUGGCGUCUCUCUCCACGUUCCAGCAGAUGUGGAUCUCGAAGCAGGAGUACGACGAGUCGGGGCCUGGCAUCGUGCACCGCAAGUGCUUCUAGACACUCUAGACGCUCCGUGUCGUGUGCUGUUCUAUAAGAAUUAAAAAUUGGUCGGUGUUUUGUAUUACUAAAACGAAUACAAAAUUAGCGUUAAGUACCUUAGACUCAAAUUUUGUGUACGUUUUGGAGUCGAUGUAUUUAUUUUAUAUUCGCUGUGAGAGACUGUGAGCUGUUGCGUUAACUAAGUACUAAGUGAGUUAUUUUAAGUUUAUUUUGUUAAAUAUUAUACUUUUGUUAUGAU
Messenger RNA from Leguminivora glycinivorella, 1446 nucleotides. RefSeq names its product actin, muscle-type A2-like. The coding region runs from base 75 to 1205 and encodes 376 amino acids. Gene Ontology annotation, biological process: mitotic cytokinesis. Lineage: Eukaryota; Metazoa; Arthropoda; Insecta; Lepidoptera; Tortricidae. The transcript has 2 exons. The record is from RefSeq and is a predicted model, not a curated record.